Messenger RNA from Apiotrichum porosum, 624 nucleotides. RefSeq lists its product as uncharacterized. The record is from RefSeq and is a predicted model, not a curated record. Lineage: Eukaryota; Fungi; Basidiomycota; Tremellomycetes; Trichosporonales; Trichosporonaceae. Bases 1 to 624 code for a protein of 207 amino acids. The transcript has 4 exons. Gene Ontology annotation, cellular component: nucleus. Gene Ontology annotation, biological process: positive regulation of DNA-templated transcription. Gene Ontology annotation, molecular function: transcription coactivator activity; chromatin DNA binding.
AUGUCCGCCAACACCGUCCCAGCAGGCUCAAACGGCGCACCCAUACACCGCGGCGAGCACCUCCUCACCCCCGGCUACGCGUCAAGCUGCGAGCUACGCGUUCCCGCCACCAUGGAAGGUCCCAAGCGCAGCGACCGGUCUGUGGGUGCCGUGUGGCUCACCGACCAGCGCGUCAUCUACGUCACCCGCAAGCCCACGGGACAGGAGACCAACGACGGCCUGUUUGGCACCAUCGACGACCACCCAACGCUCACGAGCGUGAUCAUUCCUUAUGCCACGAUCCGCAACAUCGAGUUCAAGCUCCCGCUCUUUGCGCCCAACCACAUGAACAUCCAUUUCGGGCGCGACCACGACCACCUGUGUCCCAACCUGCCCGAGACCGGGUCCGAGCAGGACCUCGUGGUCAAGAUGGUCGUGGGGAACGGGCUCGGACACAACCUGUACAAGCGGAUCGAAAAGGAGCGCGCGGCGUGGAAACAGCGUCAGCGCGACGAGGACUUUCUUCCCGAGUAUACACCUGCAUACGUCCCGACACCACCUGCAAGCCCGCCACCGCCUGCCGAUGCUCCAGGUACUCCCCCCGGCAGUCCUCCAGCUCGCAGUGGCAUGCCCCCGCUUAUCUAA